This is a messenger RNA of Pleurotus ostreatus (oyster mushroom), 561 nucleotides long. RefSeq lists its product as uncharacterized. NCBI's taxonomy places the organism in Eukaryota, Fungi, Basidiomycota, Agaricomycetes, Agaricales, Pleurotaceae. Bases 1 to 561 code for a protein of 186 amino acids. The record is from RefSeq and is a predicted model, not a curated record. The transcript has 4 exons.
AUGGAUGAACCCAUACGACACGACGACAGAGACGCAAGCUCAGAUGACGAGCCAUACGCGGCCCUGGCUUGGGAGGAGGCUUCCCUCCUACAUUGGUACUCUCUUCACCUACCCACCACAGUUCCCUCGCCCGUGCUCAACAUGGUCGCCGCCCAUGGGGAUGGAGUCCGCGCGGCCAUUUUGGCAAUUUGCCAAGGCGGCGAGUACCAAUUUACUCCCUUGGUCACGGACAUCACCCUCCUGGUCUCUCAGCCUGGCGUGGUCAAGCACGGAAAGGUCAUUCACAGAAAUGCGAUUUCGAAAACUUGCCAUGGGAUCGCUUGCUACUCGCCCUUCUUAGAGACAAUGCAAGAAGUCAUGUCGACAUCCGCCGUUUUGGCAGAACUCGGAGAGCGAUUUGAAGGAGCGUGUACUGUCCUCCUUAGCAAAACGAUCACCCACACAUUGAGUACUCAAGGCCACGCAGCUGUUAAAAAAUUCGGGAAACUUCUCAAGGACAACACCAUCCUUACGACUAUUUCUCUCCUCCAUAACCCAUCCGCCGGAGGAAUCCAUGAUUGA